ACGGCGGCUCUGAGACAAACAGAAGAGGGAGACAGGGACAGACAGAAAGAGAGAGAGAGGGUCCAUUGUCGGAUACACACCUGGGAAUAAAUGGAGGGAGCCGCUGUCCAACUAUUGCUUCACCUCUCGUGGUCCAGCGGGGAGCGCGCUCGUGUAAAGCUCAUUUGACCCGGGGAUGUGAAUACCUCCCCGGGAUUAGAGGGGGUGUUUUCAGGGGGGUGGAGGAGGAGGGGGCGAGAGAGUGGAGGACAAUGUCCCGUGGCCAUUGUUCCUGCGGCGGCGGACUCACGGAGCUCAGUUUCAGCCGGUUCCUCCUCCAGCAGCUGCUCGUCUCGUCUUGAAUCUCGGAUAGGAUGACUUCCGGGCGCCGCAGCCUUCCUCCUCCGGGGGUCCUCCUGCUCUGCUGCACGGCGGUGCUCACAGCCUCCAGCGCCGCAGGAGCCGGUGCAUGUUGGUCGCCUGGCGUCACCUCUUGCGCAGAUUGCCUCCGUCGUGGACCUCAGUGCGCCUGGUGCUUCAAGGAGGACUUCCUGCAUGGUGCCGGGCUGAGUAGUCGCUGUGACCUGCCGGAGAACCUGCGCAGGAGAGGCUGCGRACCGGAGUUCAUGGAGCAGUCAGAGGUCAAGGUGGAGGUCGACGCUACGCUCAGCAGUACUCAAGUGUCGCCGCGAGACAUCAGCAUCACCCUCAGACCAGGAUCAGAAGCCAGUUUUACUGUGGCUGUGAAGCAGCUGGAGCGCUAUCCUGUGGAUCUGUACUAUCUGGUGGACGUAUCGGCCUCCAUGCAGGAAAACCUCAAUCAUCUGAAGACGGUCGGCGUGGCUCUGUCCCUUCGUAUGACGGAGCACACCUCGGACCUCUGGAUGGGCUUCGGCUCGUUUGUGGACAAACCCGUCUCUCCGUACAUCAACGUCCAUCCCUCGAAGAUCAACAACCCCUGCAGUGAUUACGAGAUCCGCUGCCGACCGGCCCACGGUUUCCACCACGUCCUCAGCAUGACCGGAAACAUGAGCGAGUUCACCCGCGUGAUCAAACGCCAGCGCAUCUCGGGCAACAUGGACACCCCCGAAGGAGGCCUGGACGCCAUGCUGCAGGCCGCCGUCUGUCAGAAUGCAGUUGGAUGGCGACCAGAGGCGAAGCGUCUGUUGCUCCUGAUGACCGACCAGCCGUCUCAUCUCGCCCUGGACAGCCGGCUAGGUGGGAUUGUUGUGCCCCAUGAUGGCCGCUGUCACCUGGAGAACAACGUUUACACUGGAAGCACCAGGAUGGAUCAUCCCAGUUUGGGUCAGCUGUCAGACAAGCUGCUUGAAAACCACAUCUACUCUGUGUUUGCUGUGGAGAAGCUGCAGUACCAGUGGUAUGAGGAGCUGGUCCGGCUGCUGCCUGGAUCCUACCUGGGAAAGUUAAGCCUCUUCCAGGCGCCGAGCCUUAUAGACCUGGUGGCAGAUGCAUACAAAAGGUUGUUGUCAGAGGUGGCGGUUUCGGUGGCGGUGGAGGACGAGGCAGUCAGCAGGUUCCGGGUGUCCGUCUCUCCUCUUUGUCCUCACGGGUCCACUGCCAAAGACCAGAGCUGCUCGGGGGUGCAGCCAGGGCAGACGGUGUACUUCAAUAUCACCAUUGGCCAGCGCUCCUGUGCUAAUGAUGGUAAAGAUGAAGACAUAACGGUGCUGGUUCGCCCAGUGGGUUACAAUGAGUCCACUGUCAUCAAAAUCCACUCUAAAUGUCACUGCAGUUGUGGACAAAUGGGACGCUGCAGCGAACUUAGCCAAUCACCUUGCGUGGAUCAGGAGCAGAGGUCAGAUCAUGGCCAUAUGAAGGACUCACUGACAGAUCCUAACAGGAACUGCAGAGCAGAUGGGUCCGACGUGGACUGCAGCGGCCGCGGAGUGUGUGAAUGUGGGCAGUGUGUGUGCGACCAAAGCAGGCUUGGGAUGAUAUACGGGAAACACUGUGAGAUGGAUGACUUCUCCUGUCCGUAUGAGAAAGAGCUGCUGUGCGGCGGUCGAGGUGUGUGUAUGUCAGGGGAGUGUGUGUGCGAGGUUGGGUGGACGGGCGAUAGCUGCGGCUGUCCCACCUCCACAUCUGCCUGCCAGUCGCCAGAUGGCUCGCUUUGCAGUGGGCGGGGSAAGUGUGUGUGUGGAAAGUGUGUGUGUGAUGACCCUGAACGGUACGGAGACUUUUGUGAACGAUGUCCCACCUGCCAAAACACGCAGCAAAUUUGUAAGAGUGUGGACUGCAAUCAUUCUCAGCAUCUCCCAUGGACAGAGAGYGACCGGUCCAACCACACAUGUGCACUAAUGGCUGCCUCUAUAAACUGCGUAUCAGAGAGCGUCAGCAGCAGCCGCCUGGUGGGUACCUUCCUGGGUGUGUGUGCCCUGACGGUGCUGUGCGGCCUGGUGGUGGUGGCCGUGUCACGGCUGCUGCUGCAGAAGAGGCUCAGGUCACCAGAGGGCGCCGGUUUGGAUGGAGGCCACCAUUGCUCUGGAAAGGAUCUGUCCUACAUUCCUACAACCAAUGAGAAAACGGUGACCUACAGGAGGGACCGGGCCCCCGACCACCCCGUGGAGAUGCACAUAGAGGUUCCUAAGAUGCCCCUGGGAGACCCCUGGCAGUUCUGAUGCACUUCGGUGGAAAGCGGCAGAGACGCACAGAGGAAGAAGAAGAGCUGGACUUCUUUUCUGCUUUUUUUUUUCUUCAAAAAAAAAAAAACAUCAACAAACUGCAAGUGGAGACAGUGAUGAUGAAGAACUAGACUGUGAAAAACCUCCGCAGAGUUCGAGGUGUUGCAACCUGACAGAGCUAUAACAACUUGUGACAGUGGCCAGUAUGACUCAUCGAACAGCACAAGUCCCCUCAUCUCUCAUGAUGUAGAUUUUUAUAUUUUUUAUUUUAUGUUUGUAUAUUUGUUGCUACUGCUUUAACUUAUGGGUGUCUGUGAGAGUGUGUUUGUGUGCGUGUGUGUCUAUUUAUGAUUUUGUUUUUAAUGGGGAAAACACUACAUCGGUGGUCCUCAGUCCUGGUCCUUGAAGGGAUGUUCCUCUGCUUUGACACACCUGUGAUGAACAGCUUUCUGCAGAACUUCAAGACCAGCUGAAGGCAACUAAAACAAGCAGGAUUGUGACCCUGAAGAACCAGGAUUAAGAACCAUUGCACUACAGAGGUUUGAAACGCACUAACUGCACUGUCUCUCUGUCUUAGCCUGCCCCCUUGUGGUCAAUGUGAGGUACACAUCUUUAUGUUUUAGUUUUUAACGCACUGACCUCAGCAGGCUUACCUUGGUAACUUUUCAUCACUUAAGGGCAAAGAUGGGUGAGCAUGUUUUUGUUCUAUGUGUGCCUGUUAACAAAAUAUCUCACGAGCCAGUGAACAUAUGAAGCUUUCAGAAAGCAAUCAUUUGAUUUACCUCUACAACUUUUGGAGUUUAUCAGAAUCAAUCAUGCCACAGCCAGGUGACCUUUAAAAUAAAAGAAAAUGUUGAUAAUUCAGUUUUACAAAUAUUGACCUUAAAAUUGUUGAGAGUGCACAACGUUGCAUAAAACAUUAUUUUUAUGGUUUGAUUAAAAAAACUGUUAGGUCUUUCAUUUAUUUACAUGUUGCAUUGUUUUAGUGUUUUAAAUGUUUUUUUCAUUCCAUCAUUGCAAUAAUCUUUAUUCCAAAAGAUUUUCUGUUGUAAUUAAGAAUAUUUUUUUCACCCUGCAUGUAUUCAAAAUCUGGUUGAACUUGCACUUGAAAAAAUGCAAUAUACUACUGAAGACAGUGUGUUAGGAGAGCAGUGACAGGAAGUUUCAUUUUUUGGGGAGCGGGCAUUAAGAAUCGUGACAAAUCCACCUGUACACUGGAACAACAACCUUUUAAAAGCUGUAACUUCUGCAGUUAUUUAUUUAAAGAACCUCAACAUCAGAGCUCCUGCUGAUUUUCCAACUAUCCGGAGGAKUUGAGGAUUUAAGGCACAAAUCAUAUCUGAGCACAGAGCUGACCCUCAUGCAGUAGAUAUGAACUCAUCUGAAUCCUGCAGCUAAACAAAUGCUUUUCAUUUUCUCAGUCCUGCUCUUUGUGAUUUUUUAUUCUCAGUUCAGUAUUGUUCGCAGCAGAAAUGUCAUUUCUUGUUACUGUACAUGGAGACAUUAAUAAUUAUUUAUUUGAAUUAUGUUGCAUAAUUUUUUAUUCAUUGAUAUUAGUGUUCUAAACCAGUCAAUAGUUCCAGGUAUAAGGUAGACUGUGGACAGUCUCUAACCUUGAGAAAUACUCAGCAAUAAAGUAGCUUUAAUAAAAUCAUCUCAUCUAACUAGGUACUGAAGUUUCUUUUUUUAGUAAAAACAGACAGCACUUUCUUUCUUUCUUUUAUUUUUYUUGUUGUAAUUUAAUGUGAUUGUUGGGUAUUAUGGUUUUCAACACAAUAAAAAAGGUACAACAAUUUUU
Austrofundulus limnaeus is the source of this 4419-nucleotide messenger RNA. RefSeq names its product integrin, beta 8 (gene itgb8). The record is from RefSeq and is a predicted model, not a curated record. The transcript has 15 exons. Gene Ontology annotation, cellular component: cell surface; focal adhesion; integrin complex. Gene Ontology annotation, molecular function: integrin binding. The coding region runs from base 354 to 2618 and encodes 754 amino acids. Lineage: Eukaryota; Metazoa; Chordata; Actinopteri; Cyprinodontiformes; Rivulidae. Gene Ontology annotation, biological process: cell migration; cell-cell adhesion; integrin-mediated signaling pathway.